UCCUGUUGAAUUUUUUGACAAAUCAACAACUUAAAAAUGGCCAAGCGCACCAAGAAGGUUGGAAUCGUUGGUAAAUAUGGUACCCGUUAUGGUGCCUCGCUGCGUAAGAUGGUCAAGAAGAUGGAAAUCACGCAGCACGGCAAAUAUACUUGCUCCUUCUGCGGCAAGGAUUCCAUGAAGCGUUCUGUGGUUGGAAUCUGGUCGUGCAAACGCUGCAAGCGAACCGUUGCCGGCGGUGCCUGGGUUUAUUCCACGACAGCUGCCGCUUCUGUGCGCUCAGCCGUGCGUCGUCUGCGCGAGACGAAGGAACAGUAAACAGUAAAGAGAACAGUUAAUUCCUCUGUUCCGUUACGUUUUAGAGUUCCCAUAGUUUUUGUAUACAUAAAUAGACAACGCAAUUUUCUGUGGUUUGUGCCGCGCCGGUCGAAA
Molecule: messenger RNA, 429 nt
Organism: Drosophila grimshawi
Lineage: Eukaryota; Metazoa; Arthropoda; Insecta; Diptera; Drosophilidae
Gene: RpL37A
Product: 60S ribosomal protein L37a
Exons: 3
Coding region: 37-315 (92 amino acids)
Biological process (GO): translation
Cellular component (GO): ribosome
Molecular function (GO): structural constituent of ribosome
Source: RefSeq, a predicted model, not a curated record